AUGACGACUGAUACGAUUAUAGUGACAUCGAAUCAAAAAAACUUCGAUGUCACUAAACCUAAUAUUGUGAAAAUUUUACAAAAAUGGCUAGGUUCCACAAUCCUACUAAAUUAUAAAAUUUUACCUGAUAAUCCAAUUGAAUUGAUCAUAUUAAGAAAAUUUAAAAGAAUCUUAAUCAUAUCUCCAGAUGUGGACAUUUCAAGUUAUGUAUUCACAUUGUUUCAAACUGAAAUCAAGCAAAACAAUAACAAUCCCAUUUUGAAAGACUUGCAAUUUAGUUAUUCUUUAACCAAUACACAUGGAAUAAAAUUUGAUCCAGAUAAUCCUAAUAAUAGCAUAAAUCAAGACCAAAAAGAAUAUCUUAAAUUACCGCCCUCUGAUAAAUUAUUUUUAAUUAGUCCUCCAAGUUCUCCCCCACCUGAAUUUGAUUAUUCAAGAUGUGAAGAAGUGCCUCAACUUACCCCUAACGCCCUUCACAUUAAGGAUCACUCAAACUCUACAAUAUUACAUGAGCUUGAAAGUACAUCGAUCUCCUCAAAACCUAAGAUUUACACUUUACUUACAAGCGACGUUGCCAAUAUCGUUAUUAAUCAGUGCGAAAAUAUAGGAAAUAACGAUAAUACAUAUUCUACUAUUCACCAUAUAAAAACAGCCGUACCCCCAAGAUCCAUAUUUGAUACGGACGAAGAGAUUGCCAGUGGUGAGGAUACUUGA
Arxiozyma heterogenica is the source of this 714-nucleotide messenger RNA. RefSeq names its product Rcn1p (gene RCN1). Gene Ontology annotation, molecular function: calcium-dependent protein serine/threonine phosphatase regulator activity. Gene Ontology annotation, biological process: calcium-mediated signaling. Lineage: Eukaryota; Fungi; Ascomycota; Saccharomycetes; Saccharomycetales; Saccharomycetaceae. Gene Ontology annotation, cellular component: nucleus; cytoplasm. The record is from RefSeq and is a predicted model, not a curated record. The transcript has a single exon. The coding region runs from base 1 to 714 and encodes 237 amino acids.